UUGUUUUUAUUUGAAUUUUGUUUGUCCUGUAUUUUGUAAAUCUUGUAAUUUUUCAAACUGCAUUAUAACGUAAAUCUGUAAAUUUGAGGCGAUCAAAAAAUAGCAGUACAUUUUCCAUUGACUAAAUAUUUUCCAGAAACAUACCAUAAAUGCUCGGUCGGUCUGCGCAAUAGGUCGAGCCCACCUUUUGGCCAUUAUUAAGGGGGCGUGGCUAAUGAAAAUUAGCCUCGUGCUGAUCUCAUAAAACGUGACGCACGGGAGAGAGAGUCAACUUUGCGAAAGUAAGACGCAAAAAUGGUACUAACUGAAGCAGUACUUGCGUUUACGCUCAGUGUGUAUUUCAGCAACGCUCAGAAUCCUCAGUCCUCCUGGCAAAUGCCACAAUAUGAGGCCGGUGGUUUGUCGUUUUUACCGGUUUUGAAAGAAUUUGCCCAGCACGAGCUGCAUGACCCCCAGCAGCAGGUGAAGGUCUCGUCGCGUCAGCGUUGUGUGCUGGAGCAGCACGAGCGCAUUGAGUGCGGAGAGUCUGACGUCACCGCAGAUGAUUGUGACGCCAUCAGCUGCUGUUAUGAUGGACAAGGCUGUUAUUAUGCCAGAGCAGUGACCCUGCAGUGCACGAGAGAUGGGCAGUUUGUGUUGGUGGUUGCUCGAGAUGCCACACUGCCCCGCAUCAGUUUGGACUCCAUCCACCUGCUGGAGGACGACCCCAGCGGUCACUGCACUUCUGUUGGCACCACAGCCACCUUUGCCAUCUAUCAGUUUCCGGUCAGCUCCUGCGGCACCAAAAUGAUGGAAGAAGAUCAUUAUAUUACUUACGAAAACAUGAUGUCAUCAGCGUAUGAAGUGGGCAUUGGACCCCGUGGAUCCGUCACAAGAGACAGUGCCUAUGAGUUGAAGUUCCAGUGCAGGUAUUCAGGAAGUGGCGUUGAGGCUCUGAUGAUGGAGGUGAAUACAGUUCCUCCUCCUCUCCCUGUCUCUCAACACGGCCCACUCAGAGUGGAGCUCAGACUCGCCAAUGGACGGUGUACCACUAAAGGAUGCUCGGAUGAGGAUGUGUAUACCUCGUACUACUCUGAGUUAGAUUACCCUGUCACCAAAGUCUUGAGAGAACCCUUGUACGUUGAAGUGAGGAUUCUGGAGAGGACAGAUCCAAACAUCGUCCUGCUCCUGGAUCACUGUUGGGCCACGUCCACCCAGGACCCUCAGAGUCUGCCACAGUGGGAUCUGAUAGUUAAUGGCUGUCCCUAUAAGGAUGACCAUUACCUGACCACGAUGCUUUCUGUUGGACAGUCAGAGCUUCAGUAUCAGUCUCAUUAUAAACGCUUUGUCAUGAAGAUGUUCACCUUUGUAGAUCGGCACUCUCUUGUGCCGCUGCAGGAACGGGUACGUGUGCGUUACUCAUGCGUUCUGUUAGAUUUUGGUUAAUCUCGUUUGUCGUCGCUCUCCUCCCCGUCUCUAACAGGUCAUCAUUCAUUGAACCACGUCUGUUUGCCACUCGUUUGGCUUAGAGUCCUGCGAGUCCAGCUGUGGCAGGACGAGAAGGGCAGUUUCAGAACAAUCAAUGGAUUCUGAAGAGAAAGUGUUAGUUUCGAGUGGCGAGGUCAUACUCAAUUCUGAUUUACCAGUUUCUAAAAAUCUCCUGGAUGAUGAUGUGUCACACGCAUUGGCUUAUGGAUUAUGGUCCGGAACGGCUAUAACCAUGUUUGGUGUCUGUGGGCUCGUGGUGGCUGUUUUAAUCCGGCGUGUCAGACCUCGACCUCAGCCG
Triplophysa rosa is the source of this 1765-nucleotide messenger RNA. It is a transcript of the gene zp2l2, whose product is annotated as zona pellucida glycoprotein 2, like 2. Gene Ontology annotation, biological process: binding of sperm to zona pellucida; prevention of polyspermy. The coding region runs from base 295 to 1425 and encodes 376 amino acids. Gene Ontology annotation, cellular component: egg coat. The record is from RefSeq and is a predicted model, not a curated record. The transcript is spliced from 8 exons. Gene Ontology annotation, molecular function: structural constituent of egg coat; acrosin binding. NCBI's taxonomy places the organism in Eukaryota, Metazoa, Chordata, Actinopteri, Cypriniformes, Nemacheilidae.